AUUGGUGCCACUGAUUAACUUCAAAACAUAACCUAUCUUUAUAUUUGUGUUUAUAUCAUCUAAACUUAAAUAUUUUCAUAUUUCAAUAAAUUAUUUUGAGAAUGAAUUCAAUAAAUGACGAGGAGUUGAGGGGUUGUUUAGUUAAUAAUUUAAUUAUUGAUAAUGUAACAGAAAAAUGUAGGAUAUGCUUGAAUCCUUCGGAUUUAAUCAGCUUGCAAGCUGUGGUUUACGAAGAUUUAACAUGCAAUGGUAUUUUAAUGUCUACUUUAUCACUACAGUUAACACCAGUAGAAGGCUACCCACAAAAUGUUUGUUCUAAUUGUGUCGAUGAAAUAAUAAAAAUCUAUACGUUUAAAUUAAAAAUUGAAAAUACAGAUAAACAUUUAAGUAAUAUUUUAAAUAAAAAAGAAGGAAAACUUAACGAAACUUGUUUGGGAAAAGAUCAUGACUACUUCGUUUAUGAUAAACCAUUAAUUAAAUCUCCUACUGUUAAAUCUCGUCCAAAAAGUAUACAAAAUCCUGAUCUUUUCGUUAAACGUUCAAAGAAAUCUAAAAAAGUAAGAAUGACAAAAGAAGAUGAUAUGAUUGAAGAAGCUGGAAAAAUAUUGUCCACAAAAGCGUUACCAUCAGACUGCAAAAAUUGUAAAGUUCAAUUAACUAAAAAAUUCAAGGCCAACGAUAAAUCAGAAGCUCAAGUUACAUCCAAAUUAUUACCUUGCACACAAUGUGAAAAAAAAUUUACUAAAAGUAAAUUAUUGGAACACAUACGAGUUCAUACAAGAGAACAACCGUUUGUUUGUAAAAUUUGCAACAUGAGUUUUAGUAUUAAAUCGAAUUUAAAGAGGCAUAUGAUGAUUCAUACUGGUGAAAGACCAUUUUUUUGUGACGUUUGUGGAAAAGGUUUCAUCCAAGGAUUAAGUUUAAAAGUACACCGACAAACACACUUUAAAUCAAAAGAUGCAUGUCGUCGUGGUCCAAGACCAAGAGAUCCAAAUCUACCAACACUUGAAUGUCAAAUCUGCGGUCAAACUUUUAAACGCGAAUACAUGUAUCGAGCUCAUUUACUACAAAAACAUAGCGUUACUUCUGGCGCGAUGAGUGAUCCCUUAACAAUAAUUCCAUUAGAUGCUACAUCAAACUUGGAAAUCCCACGACCAUUUAAAUGCCCUAUUUGCCAUCAGUGUUAUACUAGUAAACAAUAUUUAAAACAACAUCAACGUAUUCAUGGCGAAAAAAAAUAUUUAUGUAAUGUGUGCGGUAAACGUUUUCAUCAAAACGCCGCGCUUCAAACUCAUUCAAGAAUCCAUACAGGUGAAAAACCUCACCAAUGUAAUAUUUGCAAGAAAUCUUUUGCGUAUAUUAGUAGUUUAGAUACACAUAUGUUAUUACAUACUGGAGAAAAACCUCACGUUUGUAACGUUUGUGGGAAAGCUUUUACGCAAGUACCUCAUUUAAAACAUCACAUGCGAAUUCAUACAGGAGAAAAACCUUAUCAGUGUACGUAUUGCUCUAAAUGUUUUGCACUUAAAGGAAAUCUAACAGUACAUAUCCGAACUCAUACUGGAGAAACUCCCUAUUAUUGUGAUCUUUGUGGAAAAGGAUUUCACGAUUCUAGUAGUAUGAAAAAACAUCGAAAAGGACAUGGGGACUUUAACAUACAAGUGUUAGAUGUUAUGGAAAAAGUGCAACAAAAUGAAGAUUUUUAAAAAUCAUAUAUAAUGAUUAUUGGCAUUAAAGAAGAAGCCUUUAUUUGUUUCCAAGCUCAGUUUGUUUUAGAUUACAACAAAUUUAUUUAAUAAAAUAGUAUUAUUAUUUUAAUGUAAA
Onthophagus taurus is the source of this 1824-nucleotide messenger RNA. Its product is annotated as zinc finger protein 883-like. Gene Ontology annotation, biological process: regulation of transcription by RNA polymerase II. Gene Ontology annotation, cellular component: nucleus. Gene Ontology annotation, molecular function: zinc ion binding; RNA polymerase II cis-regulatory region sequence-specific DNA binding; DNA-binding transcription activator activity, RNA polymerase II-specific. Lineage: Eukaryota; Metazoa; Arthropoda; Insecta; Coleoptera; Scarabaeidae. The record is from RefSeq and is a predicted model, not a curated record.